AUGGCAACCCAUUUGUUGUAUGAAACCAGUACCGGUUUCAAUGUAUUCAGUCUUACAGGCACAGAAUCAGUACAAAACGUUCAAGUACAAAAGCAAUUACAAAACUAUGAAAAGUUUGCAUCGGUCUGCAAGCCAAUCGGUGCACUCCCAUUCAAGUCUGCCGGAGAGGCUCUCGAAGCCAUCAACACCAUCUCUGAAGGUUUGAUCACCGACAACUUGAAGGCAUUCCUCAAACAAACCUUUAAAAAGUCGACCGGUGUCAUCUUGGGUGUCAGCGACAACAAGUUGGCUGCAACCAUUCAAGAAGAAUUAUCAAUUAGUUGUAUUGCUAAUGCUGCUACUCAUGAAAUCUUCCGUUGUGUUAGAUAUCAUUAUCCAACAUUUGCAAAGGUAGAGGUAGAAGAUUUGACCAAGGCACAACUUGGUUUGGGUCACAGUUACUCACGUUCCAAGGUAAAGUUCAAUGUACAUAAAGUAGAUAAUAUGAUUAUUCAAUCGAUUGCAACACUCGAACAACUCGACAAGGACUUGAACACCUUUGUCAUGCGUAUCAGAGAAUGGUACUCGUGGCAUUUCCCCGAACUCACCAAGAUCAUCAAGGACCCCAUCCACUAUGCCAAAUUGAUCAAGUUGAUCGAGGACAAGGCAAACAUCAGCGACGCACUGCUCGGCGACAUCGAGACAAUCGUCGGCGACGAGACCGUUGCCAAGAGCGUCUUGCAGGCUGCCCGUGCCUCCAUGGGUACCGAAAUCUCAGUCAUCGAUCUCGAGUCGAUCAUGCAUUUUGCCAACCGUGUCAUCGACUUGCUCGAGUACCGUAGUUCGCUCGAACAGUACCUCACCAAGAAGAUGCGUGAUUGCGCACCCAACCUCCAAGCCUUGAUUGGCGACCGUGUCGGUGCCCGUCUCAUCUCGCGUGCCGGUUCACUCACCAAUCUCGCCAAGUACCCCGCUUCGACCGUCCAAAUUCUCGGUGCCGAGAAGGCUCUCUUCCGUGCCAUGAAGGUUCGUGGCAAGACCCCCAAAUACGGUAUCAUCUACAACUCGUCCUUUAUCAACUCUGACAAGGUCGCCACCAAGAACAAGGGUAAGAUCUCUAGAUGUCUCGCCAACAAGAUCUCCAUCGCCACCCGUAUCGAUUGUUUCUCUGAGAAUCCAUCCGACAAGUUUGGUCUCACCCUCAAGAAGCAAGUCGACGAUCGUGUCACUUUCUUCACCUCUGGUGCUACCCCAAAGAGAAAUAUUGAUGUUAUGAGAGAAGUUAUUAAAGAAGUUGAACAAGAUUUUGCCAAUCACAAGAGAACUGCUGAUGACUUUGAAGAAGAACACAAUGAAGAAGUUGAACAACCAAAGAAGAAAUCAAAGAAGGAAUCAUCAAAGAAGGAAGAAAAGGAGGAAGAACAACCAAAGAAGAAAUCAUCAAAGAAGGAAUCAUCAUCAAAGGAGGAAAAGAUGGAAGUAGACGAAAAGAAGGAAAAGAAGGACAAGAAAAAGGAAAAGGAGUCGUCAAAGGACAAGGAAAAAUAUAAUAUUUAUUGUUUGUUGUAUAUGUUAGUAAUGGAAAUUGAACAAUUUAGAAUAACUUUAUUUAAUAAGUUUAUUAAAAAGUUGGUAUUUAAUCAUGUUAGAUGGUUGAAUCGAACUAGAUCGAUCGAUGGUAGGGGAAGAUCUAUUGUUUAUAAAGAGAUGGAUUCUUUGGAAUGGUUGAUUAGACAUAGACAAUCAUUACCUUCAUUGUUACGAGACAAGAUAUGUAAGGGGAUUGGAGGGAUUAGAUUCCCAUCACUAGCUGCUAUGGUGUUGAUGGCCGAGAUGGAGUUUGACCUAUUUGAAAGGGUGUAUGUACACUUUGAAGCAAAUGGUAUCAAACAACACCACACGAUACUUGACAGUGCUGCAAAGCAAGGACGUGUUGAUAUCGUUGAAUAUCUAGUGUCUCGUCAACACCCAUUCACCAAUCAUGCAGUUGAAGAUGCAUCUAGUGGUGGUCACUUGUCAAUCGUUAAAUCGUUAUUAACAUGUGACUAUAUUCAAGAGUAUUGGUAUCCUUCACACGAUGCUUACGAGUAUGCAGCAAAAGGUGGACAUUUAGAAGUACUACGGUACCUGGAUGAAUGUCAAUUCAUUGAAAAGAAUGCUGCGUCGUCUGCUAUCGACUUGGCGUGUCAACAUGGUCAUGAACACGUUGUACUAUACUUGUUGGAGAAUAGAAAAGAUAUAAAGUAUACUAAACAGGCUAGCAUGUUUCCUUCAACCUAUCAAAUGUUCUUUAACCCAUUCCUCGGAGACAAUGUUGACAUGGUUCGCUUUUUGUAUCAAGAUGCAAUGGUCAACCCGGCAAGAUGGGACAAGACACCGAGAAUACAUUUCAAAAAUCUAGAUACUCUUGUCAAUCGUUUGGAAUGGUUGCCUGCCGAGUUUUACCUCGACCAACAAAACAUUAAAGAUGCAUUUAUUCGCAAUGAUAUACCAACAAUUGAAUACCUACUCGAACUACAAAUGACUGGUGUGGCAGGCCGGACCUUUUCACUUGGUCUGGUGAUCAAUGAAAUCACCUCCAACAAUCAACUUGCAUUUCGUGUCUUGGAUAUGGGCAAAUCGGCCACUGACUCUGUCAACUUGGAAAUAUUACCAGUACUUGCCAAAAAGGGUAAUUUGGAAUUACUCAAACAUUACAUGACAUUGUUUGUACAAACUAGAGGACACACAUUUACACCCAAAGACAGGGAACAACUAUUUGUUGAUGCAGCCAAGGCCGGUCAAGUAACAACUGCAAAAUACCUCUACGAGAAUGAAGAAUUCAUUCACCCCACCAAACCAAUCGACCCAUUACUUUUCCAACAACUAGUGGUUGGUGGGUACCUUGCUAUGGUCGAGUACCUUCUUUCCAUCAAAUACAGCUCAUUGUAUGUGGUCAAUGCCGAUCUUUUAAGUGAGGCUGCAUUGAGUGGUGACUUGGAUAUGGUGAGAUGUAUACUCUUGUCGAGAAAGGGGUUGUCUCUGACUGCCAAAGUAUUCCAACAAGCCAUUACAGCCAACAGUCUGCAAAUUGUUCAAUACCUAUUAUCCAAAGUUCCCAAAAAGUUAGACGCAUCCAAAUAUUUUAGUGACACUAGUUUUAAUGGUGCCAUUGGUGCAGGCAACAUUGGAAUCAUCAGAGAGUUGGAAACAUACUCUCAAGCAGUUCUUUCAAGGUGCACACUCGAUGUUGGCGUAUACAUCUAUUCUGCUACACUUGGCAAUGUAGUCAUGUUGGAACAAGUCUUAAAAAACAGGUUAAUAACAAAACCUACAAGAUCUUUAGUAUUCCUUCACGAACAAAUCAAGAAACAAGGUCAUCAUACAUACCUUAAAAUGUUUAUAAAAUUUGAAUCUCAAUCAAAUACUUAA
Molecule: messenger RNA, 3390 nt
Organism: Cavenderia fasciculata
Lineage: Eukaryota; Evosea; Eumycetozoa; Acytosteliales; Cavenderiaceae
Gene: nol5a
Product: NOP5 family protein
Exons: 6
Coding region: 1-3390 (1129 amino acids)
Cellular component (GO): small-subunit processome; box C/D methylation guide snoRNP complex
Molecular function (GO): snoRNA binding; protein binding
Source: RefSeq, a predicted model, not a curated record